UUUCUUAUCUCUCAUACUAUUAUUAUCUAUAUCGCUUCUCUUUCACCACCACCUCCCAUCAUCAUUACAAUUUAUUAAUCUCUUCCUCUUCACGCCUUCUUAUAUACCUCCCUCCCUCCCUUCCACCAAAAAUAUCAUAAUCAUCUCAAACGAUCCAAUGGGUCUGGAAAUGUUAGAAGAAUUUCGAUCAAUUACAUCAAUCAAACGAAACACCGUUCCUACUUCAACAAUCACUACUACUGCUACUACCUUGAAUCAACACUCAUUAGAAGAUGAACAAGUAUCAGAUCUAGAGAGAAGAAUUGAGGAUUGCAACUACCAGACACCACCGUCAUCACCGUCGAGAAUCUCCUUCAAUUUGGUUUGUCCACCACCUCCAAGGAAACGUCGACGGUUAGCAGUUGCGUCUUCUCAAUCUCGAGAGAGGAAAUUCUUUCAAGAUGUACCGGACGAUCUAGCUUCCAUCUUUCUUCUGCGCGCCAAACCUGCAACAGCUUCACAUCAAUUCAAGCAACUUGCGAGCUAAUUUACCAACAUUCUUCAACUUCAUCAUCUUCACACAGCCAAUCAAUGAAACGGUAUAUAUAGGACUAUAUCUAUAUCUAUAUAUAUAGUAAGUCAUCUCAUUUUUAUUUCAAGCUUUUUUAUUGUGUAAUUUUGUAUAUUUCAAGUGUAACAGUGUUGCUAAAUAUAAAUUUUAUUCAAAAAUA
Vicia villosa (hairy vetch) is the source of this 710-nucleotide messenger RNA. RefSeq lists its product as uncharacterized. Lineage: Eukaryota; Viridiplantae; Streptophyta; Magnoliopsida; Fabales; Fabaceae. The transcript has a single exon. The record is from RefSeq and is a predicted model, not a curated record. Bases 158 to 526 code for a protein of 122 amino acids.